GAGAAGAGGAGACGCUCUCAGAUCAGUCAGUGGCUUCAUGGAGUUAUGUACCUCUGAUCCGCCGCCAUGGAUUGCAAUCCGCGAUCACUUCUUUUCAUUUUACCUCUUUUAUUGUCCUGCGUUAUUCCUGCGUUUCCCGUCAUCUACCCCCCGAAUGAAGUUAACCUGUUAGACUCUAAAGCAAGCCAAGGGGAGUUAGGAUGGAUUUCCUACCCAUCGCAUGGGUGGGAGGAGAUCAGCGGGGUCGAUGAGCACUACACUCCCAUCCGGACCUUCCAGGUAUGCAAUGUGAUGGAGUACAGCCAGAACAACUGGCUUCGUACCAACUGGAUCCCCCGCCAGUCGGCUCAGAAGAUCUACGUGGAGCUGAAGUUCACCCUGAGGGACUGCAACUCCAUCCCGUUGGUGUUGGGUACCUGCAAAGAGACCUUCAACCUCCUCUACCUGGAGGCAGAUGACGACCAGGGCAGUCACUUCAGAGAGCACCAGUUCUCUAAGAUCGACACCAUCGCAGCUGAUGAGAGUUUCACCCAAAUGGACUUGGGAGAUCGCAUCCUCAAGCUCAACACUGAGGUGCGUGAGGUCGGUCCAAUGACCAAGAAGGGCUUCUACCUGGCGUUCCAGGAUGUGGGUGCCUGCGUAGCUUUGGUUUCAGUGAGGGUUUACUUCAAGAAGUGCCCGAACACUGUGAGGAAUCUGGCCUCCUUCCCUGAUACGGUGCCCAUGGACUCCCAGUCGCUAGUGGAGGUGAAAGGCUUGUGCGUCAAUCACUCCAAAGAGGAGGAGCCUCCACGAAUGUACUGCAGUACGGAGGGGGAGUGGCUUGUUCCUAUUGGGAAGUGUCUAUGCAACCCAGGGUACGAGGAGAGAAGCAACACCUGCCAAAUGUGCAGGGCGGGCUUCUACAAAUCUACGCUUGGAAAUAUGGAGUGUUCAAAGUGUCCGCCCCAUAGCUUCUCCCACCACGAGGGCUCGCUGCACUGUGGCUGCGAGAAGAAUUACUUCCGUGCUGAGGGAGACCCUGCCUCUAUGGCCUGCACCCGUCCUCCUUCAGCUCCUCGAAACGUGAUCUCCUCCAUCAACGAGACUUCAGUAAUCCUUGAAUGGAACUGGCCGGAGGACAGCGGCGGGCGCAGGGACAUCACCUUCACUGUCCUCUGCAAACGCUGCCGUGGGGUCCCUGCUAACGGCAGCAACGCAGGGACCCAGCGCUGUGAGCCGUGCCGGAGCAAUGUUCGCUUCCUGCCGAGAGCCAUUGGCCUUCACAACACCACGGUGACAGUGGGAGAUCUGCUGGCCCACACCAACUACACAUUCGAGAUCGAAGCACAGAACGGAGUGUCACCACUGGCACCAAAGAUGAGGCAGUACGCUGCUGUCGUCAUCACCACCAACCAAGCCGCUCCCUCCCCGGUAACAGUAAUCAAAAAGGAGAAGACGUCUCGAAACAGUGUCUCCCUGUCCUGGCAGGAGCCAGAAAGACCCAACGGCAUUAUCCUCGACUAUGAGAUCAAGUACUACGAAAAGGAGGAGCAGGAGACCAGCUACACCAUCCUCCGUGCCCGGGGUUGUAAUGUGACUCUGAACAGUCUAAAGCCCAACACUGCCUACCUUCUGCAGAUCAGAGCGCGCACCGCUGCAGGAUAUGGAGCCAGCAGCCCCAGUUUCCAGUUUGAGACCAGCCCUGACUCAGCCUUUUCCAUCUCCAGUGAAAACAGCCAAGUUGUUCUGAUCGCCAUCUCCUCCGCCGUGGCCAUCAUCCUGCUCACUGUUCUGCUCUACGUGCUGAUUGGCAGGUUUUGUUGCCACAGCAAAUCCAAACAUCCUGAUGAGAAAAGACUGCACUUUGGCAAUGGCCACUUGCGUUUGCCGGGUAUCAGGACCUAUGUGGACCCCCACACCUAUGAGGACCCGAGCCAGGCUGUGCACGAGUUUGCCAAGGAGCUGGACGCCUCCUGCAUCGCUAUCGAUAAAGUGGUGGGAGCGGGUGAGUUUGGUGAGGUGUGCAGUGGGCGCCUGAAGCUGCCCAGCAAGAAGGAGAUCUGUGUGGCCAUCAAGACCUUGAAAGGAGGAUACACAGACAAACAGAGGCGGGACUUCCUCGCUGAGGCAUCAAUCAUGGGACAGUUUGAUCAUCCCAACAUCAUCAGGCUGGAGGGGGUGGUGACCCGCAGUAAACCUGUCAUGAUUGUCACAGAAUACAUGGAGAACGGAUCACUGGACAGUUUUUUGAGGAAACAUGAUGCUCAGUUUACAGGCAUCCAGUUGGUGGGCAUGCUGCGUGGUAUUGCCUCGGGCAUGAAGUAUCUGUCAGACAUGGGCUACGUUCAUAGAGAUCUGGCAGCUCGGAACAUCCUGGUCAACAGCAACCUGGUGUGUAAAGUGUCAGACUUCGGCCUGUCGCGAGUCCUGGAGGACGACCCGGAGGCUGCUUACACCACCAGGGGAGGUAAGAUCCCCAUCCGGUGGACAGCUCCAGAGGCUAUCGCCUACAGGAAGUUUACGUCAGCCAGUGAUGCGUGGAGUUAUGGCAUUGUACUCUGGGAAGUGAUGUCAUAUGGGGAACGGCCAUACUGGGAGAUGUCCAAUCAGGAUGUAAUAAAAGCUGUAGAUGAGGGGUACCGUCUCCCCCCGCCCAUGGACUGCCCUGCCACCCUCUACCAGCUGAUGUUGGACUGCUGGCAGAAAGAGCGGAACAAUCGGCCGAAGUUUGAACAGAUAGUCAGCAUCUUGGAUAAACUUAUCCGCAACCCUGGUAGCCUCAAAAUCACAGCCAACACAACAUCAAGGCCAGCGAACUUGUUGUUGGACAGGAGCAGCUCAGAGGUUCCCUCGAUGGGGACGAUGGGUGACUGGAUGGAUGGAAUGAGGACCUUACCCUGCAAAGAGGCCUUCUCUGGGGUCAGCUACAGCUCCUGUGACACCCUGGCCAAGACCUCCACAGAUAGAGUGGUUCUGACGGAGGUCCAUGUCACGCCGGCCACUUGCCCAGAAUGGGAGCCGUCCAUGGGAAUCACCACUCUCUAACACCUGGCUCCUCCUCCCCAGGCUCUGGAUGGGAUCUGAAAAAGGUUGGAGUGACUAUCGUAGCACCGCAGAAGAAGAUCGUGAGCAGCCUCAAAGCCCUUGAUUCUCACACCAAGAAUGGCCCAGUACCUGUUUAGAAAAAGGAACCCAACGAAUAAAAAACACCAGAGACCUGUCUAUUGGUGUGGUUGCCAAUCACAGCCUAACACUGUGGCUUCAUUUGUAAACAGGAAACGGAUGGAAAACACGAAAUGGUUUAAAUGAGGGCUGUCAACGUUUUGAUGAAAGACCAUAUCAUGUCCUGACAGGAAAACAGGAAGUGUUCAGUGCAGACCUGCCAGCUGGUGAAAUGCCAGACUCUUCCACCCUCCAUCCCUCCAUGCCCACGUUGAGAUGCCUUACAGACAUAGAGGAGGGUUGGAAAAGCAGUGGAAGUCCAAGGAGGUCAGAGAAACCUUACCAGCGAUACUACAUAGGACUGGACUGUGAUACAAGGCAAAAACUGGACUAACAAACAGCCGGAGCUCUCCAAAAUGAGCUUAGCAGGAAAGCUUAGCUUUCCCUUUACGGCUAAAAAGGGAUGGGCAUGCUCACAGUCUCCACCCAUCACGCCCGAUUAGCAGCCUGCGAAACAAGAAGGUGAAAUGGCUGAGAUGCCUUGCAGGUAGAGCAUGGCACAUAGCAGUACCUCACUCGGGUGUGGACCCUUCCUGGACUUUAUGAGGUCUGAGGUGCGAGAUUUUGUUGAAACUACCUACAUUUGCUGUCUCUACAGACACACCAAGAUGACAACCGAGCCAUUUAACUCUGUAGCUCUAACCUAUAGCAUUUGCAUUCAGUAGACAUGUCACAUAAAAGCAAUAAUCAUGAUAUUCUGUUAAAUCGUCUCAUUGUGUGGAAGCUGUGAGUCUGUCACAUGUACAAUGUAUCGAACGCUGUGCUCUGAAGGUCCAGGGGCCAUAACUCACAUCACACAUAUACUUUUCUUUAUGGUGACAUCUAUGUUCUGUUGGCUUAUGAUCUGAUGUUGUAUAGUUCUGCUAUGUCCUCAACCCAAGGCCCUUUGUGUGAAAUCUCAGGAUGUAUACAUUAUUUCUUCUUACAAUGGGAAACAGAAAGAGAGAAUGAAGGAGAGUCAUGAUUUGAGCGUGCAGCUUAAGAGUACAAAAAAUGGUGGAACUGUUAGAGAGACAUUCAUAAAAGGCAAAAGAGAACUUGAAUGAGACAAAGUGGUGUCAUGCAUACCUCUUCUUUGUUUUGUAUUUUAAAGUAGAAGCAAGUUUGUUCUCAAGUUUCUUCCUUAGGUAGGACAGUUUAAUUGACCCAAGAAAACAUCAGGUAUCAUUGUCUUUCUAAGAGUUUUAUGGAUUUAUCUACAGCGUACCAUUAGUGAAGAAGGUUGAGAUCAACAAAGCUGAUGUGAGGAUGUCUUAGUCUCUUUGCUUUCGCCAAACCAUAACUUAUUAACAAAAGCAUACAUUUAAUAAAAUAACUAUCUUUGUUUUAGUAUUAAAUUAAUUCUUUAUCUUUAAAUCCUGGUAUGUUUGAUGCAAAACAUAGAGUGCCUCCCGGAGAUGGUUUGGAUCAUGGCAAGAUCCUCAAGCAAAAAGGUCCAGUUUUAUUUUAUAUUCCGUAAAGUCAUGGUCGUCAUCCUGUGUUGUCAUAGGAGCAUGGUUUUUUUUUUUCAUCACUGCCCUGAACUAGCAAGGUGUGAACAUGCCCUGAGAAAGAUGCAACACUUUUGAUAAAUAAUAACUUUCCAGAUUGUUAUCCUUGUUCAUCAUACUGUACGUCCAGGAUGGGAUUUCCUAAAGACACCUUAGAACACUGAUGAUCUUUGUACCAUUAAGUACAAACCAACAGAUGUUUGUCCCAUGCUUUGAUGUCACCCAGUCUAACCCUCAGCGCAACAUUUAUCCAGUAUUUCUAAACUGGCACUUUGGUACUUUGGUGCUGUUGGUCGGGUCAUUUUAACCCUGAAGGUAUCUCCAAGCUUCUCCCCAGCACUUACUGUGGUACAAAAUAUUUGAGCACUUUGAAUGGAACUGUUAUUGCCAUGGAUGAAGGUGAAUCUAAUGGACAGUGGUGAUGCUUUUGGGAAUCCCAGCCCUGUUCAGUGUGUCAGUCGCUCCUCUGUUAAUCGGUCUACCUGUGGAUGCUGCUGUUGCUGCUAUGUGUUCCAAUUAGCGUGUACAUACUGUAAACCAUCAUAAUGAUAGCAACUAGCUCUACAGAUCCCACUAUAUGUACAUGGCCAUCCUUCUUUGUACAAAUGUUUGUAUGUAUAAAAGAAUAAAUAAAAAAUUGUGCAACAUUUUUAAUUAAAAAAGAGACAAAAAUCAUCUGUAUUAUAUUUUAUCUGAUUUUGAAUUAUAUGUGUCUGCUUUGUUUUUGUUUUUUUUCUACAAUAAAAAGACAAGUUUGACAUCAUUAUUUAUUUGUUUAACAUUAUACAGCGCAAUGUUGAUGCUUUUUUUGUAGCAUACAGUAAAUUAUGUGUCAGUGCUGUCUGUGUUUUGGUUUUUGACUUACUUUUUAAACCUGGGACAUCGGAGCGAGCAAUACGGUUAUGCACCCUUUUCUGUCUCAAGACUGACCCGUGUGUCUGUGUGAGAGUUUACGUGUGCAAACGUAGAUGGCCUUGUCUACUAAUGUAAAAUGAUUUGUAGUGGAAACAUUUAUAUUUUUAUAAUAAAUAUUGGCAAAAUAUUUUCCAAAAAAUGGAUGAUGA
Molecule: messenger RNA, 5758 nt
Organism: Labrus mixtus (cuckoo wrasse)
Lineage: Eukaryota; Metazoa; Chordata; Actinopteri; Labriformes; Labridae
Gene: epha3
Product: eph receptor A3
Exons: 18
Coding region: 67-3027 (986 amino acids)
Biological process (GO): cell surface receptor protein tyrosine kinase signaling pathway; protein phosphorylation; axon guidance
Cellular component (GO): plasma membrane; neuron projection
Molecular function (GO): transmembrane-ephrin receptor activity; protein binding; ATP binding
Source: RefSeq, a predicted model, not a curated record